Messenger RNA from Gekko japonicus, 1535 nucleotides. It is a transcript of the gene ENSA, whose product is annotated as endosulfine alpha. NCBI's taxonomy places the organism in Eukaryota, Metazoa, Chordata, Lepidosauria, Squamata, Gekkonidae. The record is from RefSeq and is a predicted model, not a curated record. The transcript is spliced from 3 exons. Gene Ontology annotation, molecular function: protein phosphatase inhibitor activity. Bases 118 to 474 code for a protein of 118 amino acids. Gene Ontology annotation, cellular component: cytoplasm.
CCAUUUUGGCUCCGUGGAGAAAGUGACAGGCGACCGAGGAAGAGGGCGCCGCGGCCGCGGGAGCGCCUGAGGCCUCUCCUUUCUCCGUCCGCCCUCCCUCCUUCCUUCCUUCCCGCCAUGUCGGAGACGCUCAGCGGCGAGAGCCGCUCCGACGAGACCGGCGAAGAGAAACAGGAUACGCAAGAGAAGGAAGCGGUCAUCCCCGAGCGAGCUGAAGAGGCAAAGCUGAAGGCCAAGUACCCCAGCCUAGGACUUCAGAAGCCCGGAGGGUCAGACUUCUUAAUGAAGAGGCUCCAGAAAGGGCAAAAGUACUUUGACUCCGGAGACUACAACAUGGCCAAAGCCAAGAUCAAGAACAAGCAGCUGCCAACGCCAGGAGCGGAGAAUAACCUGGUGACCGGCGACCACAUCCCGACGCCGCAAGACCUCCCGCAGCGCAAAUCCUCGCUCGUAACCAGCAAGCUCGCAGGGUAACCUGCAACUCCCGGCGGGGUUUCUCGUUUCGUUUUGAUUUGGGGGUGUUUUGUUUUUGGGUGGGGGGUGCCCGACCAGUUGGACUUUGCUGGAUCAUAGAGCUGGGACACGCAGGACUCGCAUAGCCACCGGACAAUAUUUAUCAUCGUCACGCCGAGGCCAAGACCGGGGGAGCGCGCACGCGAUUCGGUGCAGAGUUUUCUCGCAGCCGGCCUAGCUAGGCUUUCUGGAGCUGGCGUGGCGGGAGGGGGGGGAGAGAAAAACCAGCUUUUGCGAUCAGAGUCGAUGGCGGUAAGAUCCGCAUCCCGCCAGACAGGGACCCCCGUAAGUUUCCUGCUAGUGGGGAGCUCGGCACGAGGGCGCCACGAGGAGAGCCGCGUCUUGGUAUUUGCGGGGAGCCAAGGCCCCUUUCACGCCUGCGGGCAACUUGGUUGCGGCCCCAGUGUUUGCGAGAGCCCCGUGAGGUCGGCCAGUGUCCUUACCCUCCCGUCGCAAACGGGCCCGAGAGAGAUGAGCUUGCCCCAGGCCCCUUGGAGAGGCCACGGCCAAGGUGAGAUCUGAGCUGGGAGCUCCCGGAAGCCGCAACGCUUUGCCUGCUCUCCUGAGAAUUGUUCUCCCAAGUCAGCAGGUCAAGGCUUUGCCUCAUGUCCAUGGCCACGGGCAUCCAGAUGUCUCCGGGAGACUGAGGGCCUUCCCGUUUAUCUCCAGUAACCAGGUACUCAGAGGUACCGUGCCUCUGCUCUGGGAGGUUCCGUUUAGCUGCUGCUGUCAGUAGGCCCCACCCUCCAGGAAGCUCUCUUGUUCCUUCCAGGGUACCUCAGCCAGUGAUGCCGAAGUGGGACUUGCCAGGAGGUAGCAUCAGGUGGGUGGCCGUGGCUGUGUCGGCCUGCUCUACAAGAGCAAGAUGGAUGUCCAGUAGUACUCCCAAGACUGGUUAGAUGGCCGGUGUGUAAGCAAAGGGAGCUUUGACUCUCAGUAGCUGAUAUCCUGGAAACCUGGUUGGUCUUUAAGGUGGGAAGGGGCUGUGGCUCAGUGGAAGAGCAUCUGCCUGCCAUGUGGAA